AUGGGCGACAUCACCGACGCAACGCUCCGGCGGCGCCUCGACGAGCAGAAGAACAAGAUACGGACCGGCGAGUCGAGCGUCGAGGAUUGCAAGUCGCAGGCGGCGCCCAGUCCCGAGUUUGUCGACCCGCUCCUCGUGGACAAGCUGAUCGAGCAGCGGAAGAGGACGGGCGAGGCGCUAACGCCGACGCUCAAGCAGGCCGCGAGCGCGCGGUCUCACCUCCGCCCCACCAGCGCGCUCAAGCCGAUGGCGGCGGCUGCCCCUCUGCGCGACGGCACGCCAGAGCUGUCGGCUCGCGCGGGAGAGGAGGUGUCGAAGCUGGGGGCGGAGGGGACGCGCGCCAAGAUGGCCGCUCUCAAGGAGGCGGCGAUCGCCCUGCGCGCCGCCGGCGACAAGCUCGCGGCCGUCGAGAAGGUGCGCGAGAUCAAAGCGCUGCGAAGUGCUCUCGAGGAGAGCGAGGAGAGCGAGGCGAAGGCGGCGGCGGCCGGCGAGGCGAGCGGGGCAGCUGUGGAGUCGGCCGCCGUCCGGGCGGGCAUCGCGGCGGGGAAGGAGGCGGCGAAGGCGGCGGAGGCGGAGGCGGAGGCGGAGGCGGCGGCCGAGGCAAAGGCGGAGGCGGAGGCGAAGGCGGAGGCGGAGGCGAAGAUGGAGGCGGAGGCGGCAAAGGCGGCAAAGGCGGAGGCGGAGGCUGCGGAAGCGAGGGCGACGGAAGCGAAGGCGGAGGCGGCGGGAGGGGAGGCGGAGGCGGAGGCGGAGGCGGAGGAGGCGGAGGAGGCGGAGGAGGCGGAGGCGGAGGCGGAGGGGGAGGGGGAGGAGGAGGGGGAGGAGGAGGCUGCGCCUGCGGCGAGGGGCUCCUCUCUGAGCGGGGCCGUGCUCGUCUCGCUGCUGCUGCUGCCGCUCCUCGCCGUGGUCGCCAAGCAGGGGCUCGGCCUCGUGCUGGGCGGGGCAGGCUUGAGGGCAGGAGGCGCCUCCUCGCGCGCACGCGGCGACGCUGACGCCGGGCGGGCCUGCGAAGGGUGGAGGGGCCUCCCCCCUGAGCCUUCCCUGCCCGCUCUCUCCCAGCUUGCGCAAGCGGAGGGAGCCGACCCUCUCCUCGAGCUCUCCCUCGAGCGGAGGGAGGCUCGGGCGGAGGCUGCGCGGGCGGCGGUUGCGGCGCAGGCGAUUGAAGCGGAGGCGGCGCGGGCGGAGGCGGCACGGGCGGAGGCGGAGGCUGCAGAGGCUGCAGAGGCUGUGGAUGCCGCGGUAGAGGCGGCGGGCGCGGGUGCUGCUGCCGAUCCUGGCGUUUCCGAGGCCGCGGCCGAAGAGACUCCAGCGUCCGACAACUCUCUGCCGUGCGUGCAGUGGGCGGAGGCGGGCGAGUGCAAGCGGAACCCGGACUACAUGACUGUGCAUUGCGCCGCCGCGUGCAGGGCGGCGCGGUGA
Emiliania huxleyi CCMP1516 is the source of this 1419-nucleotide messenger RNA. RefSeq lists its product as hypothetical. The record is from RefSeq and is a predicted model, not a curated record. The transcript has 2 exons. Lineage: Eukaryota; Haptophyta; Isochrysidales; Noelaerhabdaceae. The coding region runs from base 1 to 1419 and encodes 472 amino acids.